Molecule: messenger RNA, 1704 nt
Organism: Fusarium coffeatum
Lineage: Eukaryota; Fungi; Ascomycota; Sordariomycetes; Hypocreales; Nectriaceae
Exons: 4
Coding region: 1-1704 (567 amino acids)
Biological process (GO): regulation of gene expression
Cellular component (GO): nucleus; cytoplasm
Molecular function (GO): mRNA binding
Source: RefSeq, a predicted model, not a curated record
AUGACUGAUUCCCGACCUGAUAUCCAGAGCAUUCUGGCUGCGCUCGCAUCUCAGAGGCCACCGACAGGAACACCUACCCAGACACCACCUGGCGCCCCCAACCAGGCAUACCCUCCCCCGCCCGCGUCUACGCAGUCAGCGGCCGCAUACCAGCCGCCGCCUCUGAACUCCGGCAGCUACGGUGCACCCGCCUACAAUGGUCUUCCUGCACCUUCAUCCAGUGGAAACCUCGACCUGAGCUCGAUUAGGCCUAUUAAUUCAGGAACACUCAGUAUUACCGAUGCGAUCGCUCAAGCCAAGGCUUACGCCGCUGAGAAGGGAGUCACAUCCUACGACCGUCCCUUGGUUUAUGCUUCCGAAAACCGAGGGCCCGAUCGAGGAUAUAACCGCUCACGAUCGCGAUCGCCUGCUCGCGACGAGUUUCGUGAUGGCGUGAACCCCUACAGAGAUGAGCGACGUGGUGGCGACCGCGGCUCGCACGGUCGAAGCUAUGAUCGGGAUCGUUCUUAUUCGCCUGGCCCUCGUGGCCGCAAUUUCUCUCCUCGAGGAGGAAAUGGACGUGAGAGAUCUCCGUUGAGAGGGGGAGAUGACAACUCUGAAACUAUUCAGAUUGAGUCAAGCCUGGUAGGCCUUAUUAUUGGCAGACAAGGCGAGAACCUGCGACGCAUAGAAGCAGACUCUAACUGUCGUGUCCAAUUUUUGGCCCCAACUGAUGGUGGUCCGGGUCCUUAUAGACAGUGCAAAAUCUCUGGGCCAAGACAUCGCCGUGGUGAAGUAAAGGAUGCGAUCAAUCGCAUCAUAGAGGACAGCGGCAUGGGUGCCCUUAAUCGCCCCGAGAAGCCCCGUGAUCCAAACAAGGGUGGCGCGACCGCUCUACGUGAAGGAGAAGACCACAUGCAGAUCAUGGUCCCCGAUAGGACAGUUGGUUUGAUCAUUGGACGUGGUGGUGAAACUAUUCGUGAUCUCCAAGAACGCUCCGGUUGUCAUAUCAAUAUUGUUGGUGAAUCCAAAAGCGUGAAUGGAUUACGACCCGUCAAUCUUAUUGGUACGCGCGAAGCUGCUGCUCGUGCCAAGGAUUUCAUUAUGGAAAUCGUUGACAGUGACAGUCGGGGCGAUGCGCCUCCACCUGUCAAGAAACUUGGUGGUGGUGGUGGACCAGCUCCCGGUGGCCGCCAUGAGGGCUCUCAGCAAAGGGACGUGGGUGGUUCCGGCGGCCCUGAUAAGAUCAAUGAUGCUGUUUAUGUGCCUUCGGAUGCAGUAGGUAUGAUCAUUGGCAAAGGUGGUGAGACGAUCCGUGAGAUGCAGAACACCACUGGUUGUAAGAUUAAUGUCGCCCAAUCUUCUGGGCCUGGUGAGACCCAGAGGGAAAUUGCCUUAAUCGGCUCUCGCGAUAGCAUCGCUCGCGCCAAGCAGGCCAUCGACGAAAAGGUGGAUGCAGUACGACAGAAGGGAAGCGGCCCACGUGGCGGCGGUGGUGGUCGUGGACACCAAGAUCUUGACAGACCCAGCUACUCUCAACAGCAAGCGCCCAGCACACCUACUAACCAGCCCCCUCAACCAGCUUCAGGUGACGGAUCAGAUCCAUAUGCCCAAUAUGGUGGCUACCAAAAUUAUCUUGCACUGUGGUAUCAGUCUUUGAUGUUCCAACAGCAGCAAGGUGGACAGGGUGCCCCUCCUGCCGGUGCUCCUGCACCUGGGGCAUAG